Molecule: messenger RNA, 2012 nt
Organism: Salvelinus sp. IW2-2015
Lineage: Eukaryota; Metazoa; Chordata; Actinopteri; Salmoniformes; Salmonidae
Source: RefSeq, a predicted model, not a curated record
AUGACUACAGAAGAGGUCUUCGUCCGAUUGAAGUUCAGUGCGUUUUCCUUUGAACCGCGCACGAAAUGUCAACGAUGGGCAGCUCUCUGUGCGCCGCGGCACUUUUAGCUUUUCUGGUCUUUUCUUUAAGACUUUUUGUGAACAGUUGGCACUUCAGAGUUCAUAAAGGAAUUUUUACCAAUGGAACUAUUGAGGAUGGUUUUGUUAUGGAGCGUAACAGAUUAGUUCAUGAACUCAACGAAAGACGCAAGGAAAUUCUUCCUUUCCUCAUCUCUUCUGGGGUAAAGAGGUUAUUGGAUGAAUCGGGACACUUUGGGCAGCACCAAUCAUUUGAAAGUAACCAUUUGGAUAUUAGUUUGGAGAAUGAGAGUGACGUUUCCAGUGGAUCUAUUAGAAUGAAUAAGGAUCAUAUUGGCUGUGAUCAGCUUGUUGAUAUGAAAGCUGUGGAUAUCCUUGGCUCGGGCUAUACCAAAAUAGUACUUAAAGUUGUGCUCUCGGAGGGACAGUCUGUGGCAUUGAAAACUGUGUACGAUCAAGGAACUGACAUGGGGAGAUGUCUCGAGGAUUUUAAAGACCCCUUGGGCUGUCACGAGCUCGUGUCUUUUAAACUGAAAAAAGAAAUCGUUUUAUUGCAGAGACUGCAACAUCCAAACAUCAUAAAGCUCCGAGGCCACUGCGAGGACAGUGUGGGGGCAGGAGGCAUCACAGCCAUCCUGGAGCAGGGCUUCCCACUGCAGAUGAUCCAGCUCCUACAGAGCCCCUGGGAGGAACGAUUUCGGGUUUGUUUGGGCCUGGUGAGGCUCCUCCACUACCUCUCCCACUCCCCUCUGGGCUCCGUGGCUCUGUUGGACUUCCAGCCCCGUCAGUUUGUCAUGGUGUCUGGGGAGCUGAAGCUCACAGACCUGGAUGACGCCAGCGUGACGGAGCCUGCCUGUCAGACGGACCAGGACUGCAUCUUACAGUUUCCCCUCCGCAACUUCAGCCUGCCCUGCUCGGCCCAGGGAGUGUGUGAGGGCCUCAACGAGAUGAGGAAUCUCUACAACGCCUACAGGUAUUUUUUCACCUAUCUGCUGCCUCACCAAGCCCCGCCUGCCCUGAGACAUCUGGUGGAUCACAUCAUGAACUCAACGGGAGAGCUGAAAGGGGAUGUGAAUGACACGCUGGAAGCCUUUGAAGACAUGCUCCAUCUGUACAAAUCCGGCCUGCACCUGGACAACAUGCCUCCGUCAAUAAUCAGAGGACGGCUCCUCGCCUCGUUCCAAAGUGGUUUCAGCCAUUUGGUUACAGAUGGGAACUCGGAGGUGUAUUUGAAAAAGACCAAAGCAUCACCAGGAACUACAGUGUAAGGAGUGGGACAACGGGAGUUGGGGAAUGCAGGGAGGGUGUUUUUGAAGCGAAUGAAGGAAUGUGAUAUAUUUAUAGGGCUUUUGCUCAGUGGCUUGUUUGAUUGGCUGCCAAUCCUGCAUGCUGCCAAUAAUUAUUUAAAGGGAUUUCCCAUCAGAUAUAAUUAUGAAAAAAAUAGUGCCCUCACUGUUCAGUCUCAACCCCCCCCCCCCCCCGUGUGUUGUGUUUGCGAGGCUACAUUGGUCCAGUGGUAGGACUCGAAGCUCCACACUAACUGUUUGAUGCCUGGAUGAGGAAAAAAAAAGAAAAACAAGCUCUUAAACAACUACACUUUGAUGUUAAUGCGCCAUGAAACUUUGUGGCUUGGCGUAGGGCUGCACAUGGUAACAAGCAUAUAAGUGCUUACAUCACAGCAGUCGGCCUAGAUGAUUACAACCAUUCCAGUCCCCAGUAGUUGUCUUUGAUUUUAAUGCCAAAUUAAGUUAAUGCCAUAUGUGAUGUUAAAAUGUAAUUAUCAUUACAUUGUUUGUGUAUAAUAUGUACACCUUGUGGGUGUGAACCUGUUUAACUUUUUCAAUGAAAGGGAUUCUGUUCAAUGACAAUUCAUUCUGUACUUGACAUUCUGUACUUUUAUUAUGGUUGUUUUAUAUUAUAAAUACUUUAAUAUA